Molecule: messenger RNA, 300 nt
Organism: Numida meleagris (helmeted guineafowl)
Lineage: Eukaryota; Metazoa; Chordata; Aves; Galliformes; Numididae
Gene: CFAP276
Product: chromosome 25 C1orf194 homolog
Exons: 3
Coding region: 20-274 (84 amino acids)
Source: RefSeq, a predicted model, not a curated record
UGGCAGCACCGGACCCGUCAUGGCAGGCGGCGGCGCGACCCCGCCGGGCCCCCCCCGGCCCUGGAGCCGUCUCCACGCCGCGGCCGCGCGGUGCAGCCGCGAUCACCAGGCCCCCCCGCAACCCCAGCGGCCCCCGGAGCCGUGGCCGCGGAGCUGGGUGAGCCCCAGGAAGGAAUCGGUGCAUCGGAUCCAGGGACGGAUCGAGUGCCCGCACAGCGCUGCCACCAACGGCGGCUACUCCCGGAAGAAAAACGGCGGCUUCUUCUGCUCGUAGGACCCCGCAAUAAAGCACGGAGCGGA